UCCUCCUGGUGAACUUGUUGCUGUCUGAGUGUUUGUUCCUUGCAAGCUUUUUCGUGCAGCCUGACAGACUUGUUUAGACUAAUCGUUGUGGAAAACAGACCAAGAUAAAUUCAUCCAGAGUACCUUUCAGUUCAGUUCAUUUUUGAGUCGCGAGAGAGAGGCAUUCACCUGGAAGCGACAAUCCCAAAUGAAAGUUCCCACGUUAGCGUGCGCGCUUUUUUACGAAGCAAGAGUUUCAAUGGCAUUUUGACACCUGAAAGCGGAAGGAGUGGUACGGGGGAAAAAAAGUUGGAACGCGUUGCUGGAUGAAGAUAAGGGGCUGCCAUGGAAGGCUCUGAAGUCCCUUUGUGGAAGCGUUCAACUGGGAUGCAAAGUGCACCUGAGCCGCAACGUUCGAUACCAUGAGAAGACAACCAAAGAGCACGUGACUGCUACCCUUAGUGUCCAUCAUCAUGUCUUACUCGUCUGCAAGGAAGCUGACAUUCUAUGAGGCUCUGACCUUUGUCCUGCUGCUAGUCACACCCGCCUGCGUGUCCUCCCUGCACAGUGUUUCCUGGGUUUCUGCAAGGGAUCCCUACAGUGAAAGCACGUCAGGCCGUUCCACUCGAACCCGACGCCAGCUUUACUUUCGAAAUGAAUGGGCAAGUUGGAGCGGCUGGUCAGUAUGUUCAAGAAGUUGCGGUGCCGGUGCCUCUGUGCGCACACGAACCUGUAUCACUAGAAACCCAGUGGGCGGCCCAUGUGGAGGUGAUCCCAGACAAUACAAGAUCUGCAACACCAAAGAGUGCCCUCCUGGCUCUGAAGAUUUUCGAGAGAUGCAGUGUGUGGCUUUCAAUGGCAGACAGCUGGUAACGGGAAAUGCCUUCAAAUGGACUACCUUCCAUGGAGGUUCCAACCCCUGUGAGCUCAACUGCCUGGCCUUGGGUCAUAACUUCUACUACAACUUUGGCCGUGUGCUUGAUGGCACAGCCUGUGACAAAGUACCUGGGGCUGUGUGCGUCAACGGGCGCUGUCUGAAGCCUGGUUGUGAUUCCAUCUUGGGUUCAAAGGAGCAAGAGGAUGCCUGCAUGGUCUGUGGAGGGAAAAACACCACCUGCCUUCAUCACAGGAGUGUUUACCAGAGCAACGGCCUGGAGGCAGAAGGACCUUUUGGAUACAACGAAGUGGCAAGGAUACCAGCUGGAGCCACUCACAUCCGAGUUACGGAUAACAGCAGGAAUUAUCUCGCACUCCAGAAUGGCCGCUCACAGUUCGUGAUUAAUGGUAACUGGAAGAUCAGUGUCCCGGGCGAGUACAAUAUAGCUGGGACCAAACUUUUAUACCGGCGGUCAGCUGAUACCUGGGAGAGCUUUGAGGUCCCGGGGCCAACCCAGGAAGACUUGCAUCUAAUGGUUCUGGCCACAGGCAGAAACCCAGGGAUUGAGUAUGAGUACUGGUUACCACCUGACCAGUACGACCUUCAUCAUGGGAGAAGUCCACUGCGUCAAGCUCACCACAGUUCCAACUACCUCCCCUGGCAGCAGGCAACCAGCGCAACCACAACCACCACGACCACCACAACACGACCUCCCACAGUGAGCACCCGUUCCCACUGGUUCGUAAAGCCGCAGAAGCCCGCACUGCACCCUCCCCGCCAUCCCGUUUUGCCUCGCCUGGAACGCGAGGAGAACCAUAGAAACCUGCUCCCUCAACCCUCGCCAGGAAGGCAUUGUGGGAAAUGUCGCAGAGUCAAAGGUCGAAGAGAACGCCAGAGGCAGUAUUGCCGAAAGGAUUUUAUUUUUCGAGCCAGAGUCUUAGGGAAGCUGUACAGAGGAGAGGAGACACGUUACGAUGUCCAGAUCCUUCACACUUACCGGAACGGCUUCCGGCUGGAGCACCGUGAGUUCCUUUGGGUCCCGAAUGUAUGUGACUGCCCCAACCUGGAGCGGGGCAAGCAGUACAUACUAAUGGUGCGCCGACACAUUAACUACGAGCAGACCCUAAAUCGCAUUCUACUAGAAGAGGACAGCUACGUGGUACCAUACAGACCGAGAGAGGAUGAGCUAGUGCGGGAACUCCAGAGACUGUGCGACAACAGAGGACAUAAACAUCACGUGGCGUGACCUGACUGAAACACGGAAUGCGACUUAACUUUGGCUUUUUUUGACGUUCCAAGCAUUCAUCCAUCCAAGGAAUGAAGGAAUGAAUACCAGAGCAUCGUCACUGGAGAGAAAUGACAGCCAGUUCAAAAUCUCCACACUAAGAAACCAAAGAGUUAUUUAAAAGCCUGCAUUGCUUACUGUUCUACAGAGCACUUUAGGUGGACAGCUCAAACCACCUGUAAACACAAACCAAAGAUCAUUUACUGAAAAAUGUGCGUGUCAUUUGUUUUGAAGUCUAGUUAAGUUUAUACACAAUAAAAUACUGUAAGUCAAUUUUAAGGCAAAAUCCACCUCUUAACACUUAACAUUAAGGGUAUCAUUAUAAAUUGAUGACUAGGUUAAUAACGACACAACUAUAAGCCUUUGUAAGCAUGGAUAUAUGAUUUAUAUAUCUAUUUAAAAAUAAACAUCAGAAAUUUUUCAGUAGUUUAAGCUUUUAUCCUACUUUGUUGUCUAAUGUCUAUUUUAUACCCUUUGCUUAUUAUGAGCAGCUGCCAGUAUUUUAAUGUGAAAUAAAUAUAAUUUACUCACUAAUGUGUUAUGACUUGGACAAGUGUAUUUGAUUUUUUAAUAUGUCAAGAGCUUAAUAUACACAAUAAUAUAUAAUCAAUCUGAUGUUUGGUGUCUCAAGUACAGUGCAGCUAUAUAGUAAAUGUUCAUCUAAACUUGACAUAUUUAUAUGAACUGCAAUUACAGAAACCAAGUAAAGUAUGUUGCAACAGAUAUCGGCGUGUUAAACAGACUACUCCAUUUAUGACAUUCAAGCAGAACCAAUUCGACAAGGUGGGUAGAGUAGCCAAAAUUUUUCUUCAAGUAAGAGUAGCGUUACCUCUAAUUAAUAUUACAAGGGUAAAAGUUGUUAUCCAAAAAUUUACUUAAGCACAAGUAAAAAAGUAUUCGUUAAAUAAAAAUACUCAAUGAGUAACAUUGUGAGUAAGUGCUUACAAUGUUGUUUUUUGUUGUUGUCUUUUUUAAAUAAUGGCAUAUUUUUUCUCAGGACAACUUCAUGUAUAUGAACUGUUAUUACUAUGCUGUAUUAUAGCAAGCCUAUUACAUGACCGUAUUAUGCCAGAAAGAUGACACACAAAAAUCAUCAUAUUCAGGGCAGAACCCCAUGACCCGUUACUGGUCCAAAGUGCAUGAUUGCAUUCUAGUGGAGAAAAAACAUUGUUACCGCUGAAUGAUAUGUCUUGUGUUUAUUGUAGCGACCUCUACUCGGUUAAACUGGUAGAGCUACUGUCGGCAUCUCUGGCAAAAAUAAAGUCAAUAUGCAAAGGUGAGUAGUAACACGUUACAUUUAUAUUUACUUUUUGAGAAAAAUUUACUUCUAAGAGUAGUUAUACAAAGCCAUAUUUUUUACUUGAGUAGAUUUGUGGAAAAAAAAAAACAACAACAACAACGCUACUCUUACUCUGCUACUUUGGGCUACACAAGAGUUGUUACAUUUUCUUCUUUAUUCCACAUAUUGUAUAUAUAUAUUUAUCUGCCAGUGAUGCCAAGAGUAGCGCUUCUAAUUUCACCAAUGAGAAAUGGCAACAAUAAUCACUAGAGUGUAUUAUACCAAUCAGACGCAAGCUUAUCGUUCUAUGAUCACGCCAGCCUGUUCAAUCACGUAGCGUCUUUAAAGCGCCGUAAAAUAUGAAGUAUUUGACAUAGAGCGCUGCCCUCAACAUGAAUCAAAAGCACGGAUUUAAACCUCUCUCCCAGUUUCUAUUUGGCACCAAUUGACCACGGAAAGCCGGAGAUAUGAUAUUUUUAGUUUCACAGUAGUAACUAUUAAGGAACUAUUCACUAUUCAAACAAGGAACAAGUUUCUCCACUUGAGGGCAAGGGUGGUCUUUGGACGAAUAAUGCUUUAUUUCCGUCUUUUUUUUUCUCUCUCGCCGGAAUUCAAUGAUUUUUUUUUUUUUUCUCCUUGGCUUAAUGUGGUUAUGUAAUGGGAUAUUGUACAGUAUCAUCAUCAUAACAACAGUUACAAGUUUGUGCUGAGAGAAAAAUUGUUUAAAAAAAAAAAAAUCACACAAAAAUAUGCAGUAAUGAGUAUUCUUUUCACUGGAUACUUUUUGACUUGUACUUGAGUAAAUUUUUUGGAUUACUACUUUUACUUUGACUUGUGUAAUAUUAUUUUGAUGGAAUGCCACUCUUACAUGGGAAAAAAAGUUUCUCAAGUAAAUGAAACGGAGUAAAUUACUACCCACCUCUGAAGAAAUGUACAUUUGCAGCUAUGAUUACAACAUGACAAUUGGAGGUUUGUGAGGUGGAUUUUUCUUUGAAACGUUGCACAAUAUUUUGUGACAUCGUUCCAUAAUGCCUGUAUUUAUCUAUGGUUAUAAGCAUCAACCAAAAUACGCUUUGUGGUGCCUUGUGUGCAGUUCAUCAGUGUCAUGGCUGUUCGCCUGCUAUGUGGUAAAUUAAAUUGGUGUUAUUAUGCCAAAAAAUUUGCUGUAUUUUAUUGUGUGGCAGUGACAUGCAGCACAUGCUUCAAAAGACCAAUAUUGUAUAUGUAUCAGUGAACUACACUUACAAUUUUAAAAUGAACUGUAUGCUCCAUGCAUUUCAAAUAGCUUGUUUUUUUCAGUCUCAUAUUUAUGUGCCAAAACAAUGCAUACAGUAUUUUAAAUUUAAGUGUAUUUCAAAUAGCCUAAGAGUGAUACUGAUGCUCAAGCAGAUUGAAUGGGAAUCCAAUAUUGUUGGUCAUUUGUGAGCUUUUAGACUGUAUGCCACAUUAUUUAAAACAAUUUUUACAUGACCUGCUUCAUUUCAAUCCUUAACUGAUUUAAAAACCUGCUUUAAAACGAACACACAAAAUUAAACAUUGUAGUCAAUCGUUUUGUGUCCCCUCACAUCAUUG
Messenger RNA from Corythoichthys intestinalis (scribbled pipefish), 4992 nucleotides. It is a transcript of the gene adamtsl5, whose product is annotated as ADAMTS like 5. Gene Ontology annotation, cellular component: extracellular matrix. Gene Ontology annotation, molecular function: metalloendopeptidase activity; protein binding. Bases 453 to 2102 code for a protein of 549 amino acids. NCBI's taxonomy places the organism in Eukaryota, Metazoa, Chordata, Actinopteri, Syngnathiformes, Syngnathidae. Gene Ontology annotation, biological process: proteolysis; extracellular matrix organization. The record is from RefSeq and is a predicted model, not a curated record. The transcript is spliced from 13 exons.